Hirundo rustica (Barn swallow) is the source of this 4691-nucleotide messenger RNA. RefSeq names its product coiled-coil-helix-coiled-coil-helix domain containing 7 (gene CHCHD7). The transcript has 4 exons. Lineage: Eukaryota; Metazoa; Chordata; Aves; Passeriformes; Hirundinidae. The record is from RefSeq and is a predicted model, not a curated record. Bases 165 to 419 code for a protein of 84 amino acids.
CGGGGGGAGCCGCGGGGCCGUGAGCGGGGUAGGCUGCGCCCGUACUUAAGCGCGCUGCCCGAGCCGCUGACGUCUUUCGAAUUGGAGACGGGCUGCCCCCCUCCCGCCCCGGGCUCCCGCGGACACGGCCGGGGACGGAGCCAAGGUACGAGUGUCUGUCUAGAAUGUCCAGGCAUGCAAAAAAGCUUAGAGAUCACGAUAUAAAUCCAUGUCUAGCGGAAACAGAUGCCACUACAAAAUGUAUGGAUGACAACAACUAUAACAAGGAUCUGUGUACUGAUUAUUUUUUGAAGUACAAAAACUGCAGAAAAUUCUGGCACGAAAUUAUGAUGCAAAGGAAGAGAAGUGGUGUGAAACCAGAGAUGCCCUCAGCAGAAGAAAGAAAGAAAAUCUUGGAAUCAAUGGGAAAGCCCUACUGACCAGAAACCUAAAUUUGAUUGACUGUUGUCACUGUAUAUAUGAAGAUUUAGCAGCACCAAGUUACAGUUUAUUGAACUGGAUUUUACAGUUGCCUUACCUUGGAUUAAAAAAAAAUAGCUUAAAUUUUGAAAUGUGUGAGCUUUCUAGGAUAGAACUUCCUGGGUUUAUUUAUACUUCCUGUCAUAGGAACCUGGCCUCUUUUUAUUGGAACAUAGGGGUAUCAAUGCAACUUGUGUAGAAACUUUUGGAAGAAGAAGCUACCUUGCUGUGAAAUGCUAAAUAUGAAAUUAAUGGGACUUGCAGAAAGUCUGUUUGAAAAGAUGGGUUUGGCGAGCACUGCAGUGUGGUUCUAAGACUGGAGCAGGCUGAGAAGCUGGUACAUGCAACAUAUUUCUUGCACUCAGCUGUUCUGCUCAAUAGUAUGGAUUUACCAUGUGUGAUUUUUAUCACUAUUUUCACAUGUUGUAUUCUGUGUCCCCAGUUUAAAUACCACUGUUCAUGAACUAAAAUCCUAAAUCCGACAAGCUGGUCAUUAGGUCUGCCACUGCACUUGUCAGGGACAGCAGAAGCUUGCAGUAAAUCAGAUCUGCAAGCUUUGCGAGUUAGAAGGUUAGAGAGACUGGUGAAGGUAAAACUGAACUCCUCACGUCUGAGUUGAAUGGUCUGUGGAUAGUAAAUAGAUACUUUGGUGGCAGGCGGGGUGGGGGGGAAUUGCAGACAUGUAAACAGAUCCUCUGAGUGACAUGGCAGGUUUAACUAUAGACUAAGACUCUGGACAGCUGAAACCUGGAGUUUGGAAAUGCUUACUCAUACAAGAUUACAAAGCUCAGUUUAAACAGGUAGUCUAAUCUUAAAUAAGGUUGAUUCUUUAGCUAAAUUGAACAACUAAUAGAUUUAAACAGGUUGCUGCCUAGUAGAAAGAGUGUUUUUUACCUUUUGGUGUCCUGGCUUAAACGCUUUUAUCCUGUGAUAAAACAGAAAAACUACUGCCAUGAGCUCAGGUUCCAUGUGAAAUCCUUUAGUUCUUACUGGGAUCAACUUGGCAGAACUCUGGCUGACCUCAUGAAGGAUAGUGUAAAAGUGUUGUCUCUCUAUUUAGACUGUUUUGGAAAGGCUUCACCGCUUUCUGUUUCUCCUGUGUGGCUUGUCUUGUUUCUUUCCACUGUAGGCCUAUUUCAAUGCUUGCUGUAAUUUUUAUGUUGCGUCCUUGUUGUUUGAUUUGACUAGUAACUCCACAAAAUCUGCUUUUGCGCCUCCUUUCUGUUCUCCAUCUACAUCUGAGUUUUGAAAUGGAUUGAUCUUACUCUCUCUGUUGGAAUAAGUGGAUAACUCUAUGCCUUUUGAGUAUACAAUUCUCCAAGCAAAGAUGUGCAGCCUUCAAGCAUGUCACAAGUUCUCUUGUCAGUUCCUGGCAAGGAAAAUGUACUUUUGUCCAUCAAGAUCAUAAGAUUCUUUUUUUCUAAUUACUUUCUCUUCACCUAAAGUACAGACUUUGACAUUUUCCUCUUUUUGUGCUUUUUGCUGUUGUUGUCUUUGGUCAGUUGUUUUUGGUGAGGGGUUUGUUUGUUAUUGUUCCCCUGUGUGUAGAGCUGAAUAUAUUUACAUUCUAGAGUCAAGAGCUUGCUGUUUUCUGUCACAUUCUUGCCACCUCUUAAUACCCUCCUACAUACCAAUCUUUCCGCUUUUUUUCCCCCAUUUGGCACUAGUUCAUUUUUGACUGAUUUUAACAUUUUGGUCCCUUCUCAUUGCAGUUUUUUUCUAAUACCUUUUUUCUGUCUUUGAUUUAAUGAUGUAGUCUUGCAAUGACUUUCUACUACAGCUCCUUUUGAAGGUCACAUGUUCUCUGCUCUCUCUUUCAUAGUGAGAGAACUUCUUGCUUUUAUUAAACUUAGCCACAAUACUUCUUCAUUAACCAUGCCUCUCUUUGAUCUUCUUGUUCAUCUGCAGAUUUUGUGGAGCUGUUGUCCUCUUCCUUAGGGCUGUGUCUCUUCAGACUCUUCUGGCUUUGCUGCCUUGCUUGUCUAAGGGCACCUUCUCUCCUACUUGGCACAGGUUUGUCAUUUGCCACCUCUGCUGUAUCUUUGGACAUGUUCUUUGCUCCUGUGGCUUUAGCUACUAUUCUAGUGCUUGCUGUUUUUCUGUUGCUGUGCUCUUAAAUUCUGGGCUUAUGUUAAAAUCUGCAGUAUAUUUUAAAUAGAUGCAAGAAAAACAUCAUCUUGUUCUUGAUAUGGUUAUGCCCAUAUUUCUUUGCAUAAGCUCAAGUUCCAUAAAGUUGUCUCAUUUAUCCUAGGGUUUCCUUUCAGGUUCAUUUUGUAUGUAGAAAUGCUCUUUCUCUUAGGUUAACACUUGGACUUACAAGUUACAUUUUUUCUGAUAAUAUUUGCCUGGGAAGCUUCUGCUGGCAUUGUUUUCUUUUAAAAGAUGACUGGCCUAUUUUUGGCAUUGAUAGGUACCCUGUGCUGCUUUGUAAAGGGUUGGUAAAGAACUAGUACUGGUCUUCAAAAAAUCAGAAAGGGAGAUGCAUUAGUGCUUUCAGGUGUCAAUGCAAGAAUGUGGGAUCAUUGGAUGGGCUAAGGCACAUGUAAUGCAGGAACUGUAGUCUAACAUUAGACUUCUGAUCAUCAAUGGACGCACAUGGUACGCCCCCGUGGAUGUUACAACAAAAAUGAGCUCAGUGUGGAACUGAGGGCAAUUUAAGCAGUGACCUUGUAGAUUUAAUUCAGGUAAUCAGCCUUCUGUUGUAGGGAAUGCCAUUUAUUUCCGUUGCAUAUGCCUUACUGUUAAGUAACAGAAGUUUAUGAAAAAUCUUGGGAGAGCAAGGAGUUUUCUUUCUCAUGUUGUAAUGUCUCUCAAGAGUGAUCUUUUACUUGAGUUUGAGUUGUUACUAUUGUUAUCCCUCACUUGAGGUUGCUGCUUUUGCUUUCACUACUGAAUCUCGAGUGGUAAAGUGUGAUAGCUAAAACAUAAGCUCUUAUGAAUUGAGAUUUUUCCAUUAAUUUUUGUAGCGUGAUUAACUGCUUUUGGUUUUGAGCCAAAGAUAAUGGUCUUUUCCUCAUACCUGAGAGCUUGCAUUCCACGCUUCACUGAAACAGAGGUACGCUGCAGCUUGCCACUCUUACUGGAUGAAAGAAACCUGGACUCAAUUCUUUAUUUCCCUAAAGCACAUUCUUGUAUGUUAACGCAGUGGAUUAAUAUAAUUAAUUAAGAAGGAAGGGACCUGUGGGUUGAGUUUUGUGUUUUGGGGUUGUUUUUUUAUAUGUAUAACUACUCCUUUUGAUUGCAAUACAAGGACCAAAUCUGGAUAGUGGCAUUAAUGUUUGAUAAUUUUUUAGUUUGACAGCUGGAUGGUGCUGUUGUACAACAGACUGAAAACAGAAGCACUCCACCCACUACGGGCUCUUUCAAGCUUUUUUGGUCCCUUCCCACAGAGGUGGCAGAAUUCAUCUAAUAGAAAAGAAAGAUUUCCCCUGUCUCUAGACUUUAAAGAGAAAAGGAGGACAGGAGUCUUAAAUCAUUGCUGGGAAAUAGGAGAUUUCUUUGCAGUCUGAGUAGCCUUGGAAUAUGGUCCUUAAUAGAUUUUUUUCAGUGUAGUUAUUUGAUCACAGCUAGGCACGGAGCAGCAGCUGUAUGCUUUCUCCCAGGUCUAGGUGAAUAUCUUGAUUCCCACAUGUACAUUUUUGCUAUCUCAUUUUUUCUCUUACCCUACAGUGUAAGGCCCUGUCUAGCUCAGAGUCUUCUGUUGCCACAAUUGGGAUGAAUCUGUGCUCUUGAAGAUGUUCAAAGGAAGUUCACAAAAUUGCCGAGUAUGCUGAUUUGGAAGAGACCCACAAGUAUCAUUGAGUCCAAGUUGUCUAGAUUUAGAGUCCUGAAAACUUCUUUGGAUUUAGCUGAAGCUUUUGAAAGGCAGGGAGUUGCAUUUGUUGCUGCUCUGAGUCUCUUUCAUGGUCUUGUAAUGAAACUUUUGCACUGAAGUGAUCGUGAACGUGUGCAUAGAUCAGCUUUUGGUAAAACUUUUGCAGAACAGAUAAGAUGAAUUUAGGGUACAAAAUGUUAUGUUGCUCUAAUGCAUUUGGAGACAGCCCUUAACUCAUGUUAAAAGUAUCUAGACCUUAAAAGUUGGUAUUCCAAAACAGCCAUGAAAGAAGUAAUUAUUGUGUGGAAAAACGGUACACUGUUGCAGGCUUUUCUUUUCUUGGAAGAAUCAGAGGCAACUGGAAGAAACAAUUCUGUAAGUAUUAAAGUAGUAAAAAGUAACACAAGCAGACUACUUC